Molecule: messenger RNA, 6078 nt
Organism: Engraulis encrasicolus (European anchovy)
Lineage: Eukaryota; Metazoa; Chordata; Actinopteri; Clupeiformes; Engraulidae
Gene: apba1a
Product: amyloid beta (A4) precursor protein-binding, family A, member 1a
Exons: 17
Coding region: 499-3690 (1063 amino acids)
Biological process (GO): chemical synaptic transmission
Cellular component (GO): plasma membrane; dendritic spine; cytoplasm
Molecular function (GO): amyloid-beta binding; protein binding
Source: RefSeq, a predicted model, not a curated record
GGGGAACUGGCAAAGAUGGUGGAAACAGACGUAGCAAGCAGAGCGUCAAAAAUGCUUAAAAUCUCCCACUGAAACUCAGAGCUGAGGAGGUGCUCUGAGGACCCCCACCAAUGCCACUCUCUGCCUAACCAGAACUGAUUGGUGCCAAACUCCCCUACCCUACCCCUGAAAGGCCAAGUCUAGUCGACACACCUGAGAUAUUCGCACUCGUCCCCCUCCCACUGUGCCACCAUCGACACUAUCCUUACCACCUCAGCACCCAUCAGCACCCAGCCACCUGACUUACAACAACCCCCUGUGGUACUCACCUCGCUGGGAUAGCAGAGCUAGAUGAGCCUGGCAGUCACUGUGAACCGCGUGGAAGCCAAGUCAAGCUCAGAGGUGGUAAUGCAUAGAGUGGCAUAAAGCUCCAUACCGCUCAAAGGCAGCCAGCUAGCCAGCUAGCCAGCUAGGAGGAGGGCCAGCCACCCAGCCAGCCAGCCAGCCAGCCAGCCAAACAUGAACCCGCAGGAAGCACCACUAGGCAUGGAGCCGAGUGAAGCAGCCGAGGCAGACCACCACCACCAUCACCCCCACCCCCACCACCACAACCAGGCUCCGCACGGGCACAGGCGCAGGCAGGAUAACGGAGGCGGAGCGGUGACACCCACAGAGGGAGGCCCUGUCCCCGGCAGCAGACCCGCCCGAUCUCGCCAUCACCAUCAUCACGGCAGCAGUAGCAAUGCCAGUAACAACGGGCACACCGGAGGGGGAGGGGGAGACAACGGGCAACAGCCCCCCGCCCGGUAUCGCAGGUACGACCCCUCGGAGCCCGGCAGACCCAGGGGCUCGCGGAGAGCGGUGGAGGAUGCGGACGGGGCCGAACACCAACAGCAGCCACAGUCACAGCCACAGCCACAGGGCCAGACACAGCCCCAGCAGCAGCCCAUCCCCAGGCCUGCCGUCAGCCGCUACCGGAGGCAGGGGGACAACGAGGCCCGUCUGCGGGCGCAGCAGCAGAGGCAGAGGCAGCGGGCACAGAGGGAGGCCGAGAGGGCGGAGAGAGCCGAGAGGCCAAGACCUCCUGUGGAGCAGCCGCAUCAGCAGCAGCACCAGGAGGAUGACGUGGCGGAGGCGGACGCGGCGCUGAACCGCUCGGCCAGCACCGAGAGCGGCUUCCACAACCACACGGACCGGGCCGAGGGCGACGUGGCCGACAUAGGGGACGUGGGCAGAGAGGCGCCAGAGGCUGAGGCUGAGGCUGAGGCGGUAGCCGAGCCCGAGCCGGAACUCGAACGGGACUCGGAGCGGGACACGAUGCAGGCCACGGAGGCCGAGGACGAGAGCGCGUACGGGCUGACGCUGCGGCCCGAGGCGGACGAGUACACGGAGAGCGCCGAGUCGGAGCAGCUCCAGCACCCCCACCCCCACCAGCAGCAGCAGCAGCAGCCCCAGUAUCCUCCGCAGGCACCUCCGCUGCCUCGAGACCCCUUGCCCAACACCGAGCGGCCCCGCACCCUGGACCCAGAGACCCAGAACCCUGGCGGCGGCUACGUCUACUCCCACGCUCCGUACCGCGUCUCCUCCGGAGGAGGACGAGAGGGGAGCGUCGGGGGAGAUGGGGAGGAGGGGGAGGAGGAGGAGGGGCAGGGCCAGGACGAAGCUCCAGAAGACGAGCCCUACUCUGAGGCCUACGCUGACUACAGCCCACAGGAACACGUGUACGAGGAGAUUGCAGAGGGCGAAGGGCCGGCAGCGGGCGAGGGCCAGCGCUGCCGCGAGCGUCGGCAAGGCUUCCGGCUGUUGGAGCGGGAUGACAGCGGCGACGGCGGCAGGGGAGGCUAUCGGCAGCAGGAGGCGGUGGGCUCCCGGCUCCACCACUACGACGAACGCUCGGACGGAGAGUCGGACAGCCCCGAGAAGGAGGCGGAGUUUGCUCCUUAUCCGCGCUCAGACAGCUGCGAGCACUGCGAUCAGGAGGAGGACAUUGACCAGAUUGUGGCAGAGGUGAAGGAGAGCCUGAGCUCCCAGAGCCUCCAGCGAGCCGCCAUGGGCCUGGAGGAAGGAGAUUGGCCUGAAUCGGAGCACCGAGCCCAGCCUGCUGCCCUGGACGAGGCCCCUCCAGACGAGGAGGGUGUGGAUGUCCUGGAGGAAGAGGAAGAGCUGGAGCUGGAAGUGGCUCUGCCCAGCAUCAGCCCUAGCGACAGGCCUGCCCAGCAACGCAUGAGCCGGGAGAAGAGGGACGCCAUCUCCCUCGCCAUCAAGGACAUCAAGGAGGCGAUCGAGGAGGUGAAGACGCGUACGGUGCGAUCGCCCUACACGCCGGACGAGCCCAAAGAGCCCAUCUGGGUCAUGAGGCAGGACCUGAGCCCCACCGCCGAGAACGAGCUGCAGCCGUCACUAGGGGGCGACUCUCCUGACUCCCCUGGUUCCCACUCCCCUAAAGGGGCGGAGUCCUCCAGCCGCCACAACCCCAUGCUGGAGGCGGCCGACAGCCUGGAGUCUCCAUCACCUGCCGGGAAAGACUCCCGGAGGAGCCUGGCUUCCUUCCCCACCUAUGUGGAGGUGCCGGGCCCCUGUGAUCCAGAGGACCUGAUAGAUGGCAUCAUCUUUGCGGCUAACUACCUGGGCUCCACCCAGCUGCUCUCGGACAAGACCCCCUCCAAGAACGUACGCAUGAUGCAGGCCCAGGAGGCUGUCAGCCGCAUCAAGAGUCCAGAAGGCGAGGCUCAGCCCAUGACUGAAGUGGAUCUCUUCAUUUCCACCCAGAGGAUCAAAGUUCUCAACGCUGACUCACAGGAGACGAUGAUGGACCACCCUCUGAGGACCAUCUCCUACAUAGCGGACAUCGGCAACAUUGUGGUUCUGAUGGCCCGGCGCCGGAUGCCGAGACCCGACUCUGAGGAGAGCCUGGAGGCCGCAGACCCGGCACAGGACGAGAAGCGGCAGUACAAGAUGAUCUGCCACGUCUUCGAGUCCGAGGAUGCCCAGCUCAUCGCCCAGUCUAUUGGCCAGGCCUUCAGUGUGGCGUAUCAGGAGUUCCUGCGGGCCAAUGGCAUCAACCCAGAGGACCUGAGCCAGAAGGAGUACAGCGACCUCCUCAACACCCAGGACAUGUACAACGACGACCUCAUACACUUCUCCAAGUCAGAGAACUGCAAAGACGUUUACAUAGAGAAGGGGAAGGGUGAGAUUCUGGGCGUGGUGAUUGUGGAGUCCGGCUGGGGUUCCAUCCUGCCCACCGUCAUCAUUGCCAACAUGAUGCACGCCGGCCCCGCCGAGAAGUCCGGCCGCCUCAACAUCGGGGACCAGAUCAUGUCCAUCAACGGCACCAGUCUGGUGGGGCUCCCCCUGUCCACCUGCCAGAGCAUCAUUAAGGGGCUGAAGAAUCAGGCGAGGAUAAAGCUGAACAUCGUGCGAUGCCCCCCAGUCACCACUGUACUCAUCAGGAGACCAGACCUAAGAUACCAGCUGGGCUUCAGCGUCCAGAAUGGCAUUAUAUGUAGCCUUAUGCGUGGGGGGAUAGCCGAGCGGGGUGGCGUGCGUGUGGGCCAUCGUAUCAUCGAGAUAAACAGCCAGAGCGUGGUGGCCACCCCUCACGAGAAGAUUGUGCACAUUCUGUCCAACGCAGUGGGAGAGAUCCACAUGAAGACCAUGCCUGCUGCCAUGUACCGCCUGCUGACUGCCCAGGAGCAACCAGUUUACAUCUAAAGACCCCCGUCCCUGUCCCCGUCCCCGUCUCCUCUCCUCUCUUUCCCCUCCUCCUACUCCUCCUCCUUCACUCCAUUCCUCUCCUCUCUGACCUUCCAGUCACUAUCUUAACCUCCCACCUCUGACCUGUCCUGGUCUGACCUGACACAUGAUGUAACCUUAGUCAGCGUCUUUGGCCAUCUACUCUAAACGCCUCCUAAAUGGCUGCCUGUCUAGAUGCGUGGUGUGUGUGGUGUGCAGUGGUGACGGACGGCUUCCCACAGGACAUGGGCUUGGGGUGGUUGGUCCUGCUUGCAACCCUUCACUUUACUCCUCGACACACACACACAAACACACACACACAUGCAUGUGCGCACACACACACACAUAUACACACACGCGCGCGCACGCACACACGCACGCACACACACACUCAGUACCUUCACACAGUACAUGCGUACGGUACACAUGCAAGGACACACAUACUCACACACAUGGUCCCCUGUCUUUGCCUUCUACCUCUUUAAUUCCCUCCUCUCCUCUCCCUCCGAGGCUUCUGUGUCUGCUGUGAAGUGCAAUAUCCUGUGUGUGUGUGUGAACACUUAUGACUGAUGAACAGGGAUCUGGGGGGGCUGCGGGAGGUGGAUGCUCAGUUGGCUAAAGAGAGAUAGAGAUUUGUGGGUAGAUAGACUGAUUGAUUGAUUGAUUGAUUGAUUGAUUGAUUGAUUGAUUGAUUGAUUGAUUGAUUGAUUGAUUGAUUGAUUGAUUGAUUGGGUCGUUGGUAGAUUGUUUGAUAGAGAAAGAAAUACAAUAGAUUACAGUAUGACCAGAAUCAAGUUAUAUUUCUUAUUGCAUGUGGUCCUUAAGAUGGAAAAAAUAACACUUUGGAAAGUUAUUUAUGUUGAGUGUUUGGCCUGAAAACACUAUUUGUUUGGCUGCAUUCACAGGUUUGUUUUUGCCAUGCCAGUGUGAAUAUAGAGAGCGGUUGAGAAGACUUUCUGGUUACACUUUAUUUUAAUGGUUCACUAUUACAGUGGAUCUACCACAUUAGGUGUAAUAGUGUAACCGUGUAAUAACCAGUGUAACAAUAUUUAAUACCAUGUAAUACCAGUGUAACAGCAUGUACCAACCCUAAUCCUAACCCUAACCCUAGAUGUAAGUACAAAAUCGGUACAUGGUGUUACAUUGGUAUAACAUGGUUAUUACACUGGUUAUUAAACCACUUAAUGUAUAACAGUGAACCGUUAAAAUAAAGUGUAAACAGACUUUCUUUUACAAACGAGUGAAGGUCGUGUUUAUGUAGAGAUUUCUUUUUUUUUGUCGUCCAUAUUUUCUUUGUUUUCCCUUUUACCUUGGCGAGCUCAUCAGACAUUCCAAGAUUUAUUUACUUUCCAUUCCUGUCGUAAAGGCCAGCUUUGAUCUUGACACAACCACUCACAUAAUCUGGAGCAAACAUUGGACCCAGUCCGUGGAAUUCCAGUAAAAACCAUGCUCCUAGAAAAGAAACAAGAAAAAGAAGAGAAAGAAAAAUGGUAGCCUAGCUGCAAAAUGAAAGGCUUCUUUGUUUUCCCCAAAGACAUGCUGACAGUAGUCUCUUUGUAAUUCUUACUACUUAUACAGCGCUAUUUAAAAGCAUGAAAUUCUGAAUCAAUCAGGUGAGAACACCACCUACCGUUCUCUGGUUGAGGCUGAGGGAUUUACCGCAGUGAGAAGAACACAUCUGUCUCUAAUAUGGGAGGAAACUUAACUGCCGUGUUGCUCUCAAAAUAGACUCAACAAGAUUUGUCCCAGGCAUUUACGGUACACAAAACAAGUUUUGUACAAAUGUAUAAUUUGAGCUAACAGAAGUAAUAAAGAUGCCGUCUUCUGUGCUAAAGUCAGGGUACUAAUUUUAAGACAUUUGUACAGUAGAAGACAUUUAGGCUUCUGUACAAAUGUAUAAUAUGAACUACAUGUAAGAGAAACAAGAGAGAUGGUUAUUUUUUUCUGUGUUUAAGUCAAGGUACUCAGUUCAAUUCAUUUGUGAGUUUCUGAAGAGCAUCAGAUGCAUUCCAGUUUUAUUUUGUUUAUUUUGUGUGCAAUAUGGUCCUCUACUUCAUUGGUAUUUUUCCUGCAGCACAUCCUUAUUGAUCCUUUAUCCUUUCUAAUGCGAGUUUGUUGAAUCUUUACGGUACAUUAUAUGCCAGACGGACUGCUGUUUUCACUGGGCCAUUGACAAAUGUUGUGUUACAAACUUUUUACUUGAACAUGUGGUGAAAAUGCAGGUGUUAUUUUAUUUUAUCUUUCAGUAUUUACAUUUUAUUUGUUUCAUUUUAAGCUAUAUAAUAUUUUGGUAUAUUUUGGCCAUCAUAAACACUAAAAAAUAUAUGUCUUAAAGAUAGGUUUACAGAGUGGACGAGAAAUGUAGUU